ACGGCAACUAGGGGACGCCAUGUUGGGAGUGGCAAGAGCGCGGGUGCGGCCGCUGAGGCGGCCAUCUUGAGUAGGAACAUGAAGACAGCCUUAGAGAGAACAGAUCGGAAGUCUAGCGCUUAAUGGCGGCGCAGUGUGCCUCCAUGUUGGGAGUGGCGGGUUUCUGGCCACGACCGGCGAACACGCAGGGAGAAGGGGGUGCGGGAGGGGAGAAGUGAGCACGUGACCGCUGACGUGCCCAGCCCCUUCGCCAAACGAUCGCGCCGCUCUUUUGCUGAGCCUCCUUGGGGGACCGCCCCUCUGAACCGCACUAGCCAAGGCUUCCUGACCUCAACCCAAUCACCAUGACAUCUCCCCUGUGCUGGGCAGCCGCGACUGUUGUGACUAGCCAGGAGCAAGUUUCAGCGCCCUCUUCCAAAGGCAAGGGCAGUAAGGUUCAGGGCCACAGAGGCAAGGCUUUGGGCCGGGCACAGGCCUGGCCUGCACAGCGAAACAAGGCGGGAACCUCCUACCAUUCGGGGAAGUCUUCUGUGCACGCUCAGGUGCUUGAGUUACAAAGGAAAAUCCAACUGUUAGAGGGUGACCGGAAGGCCUUUUAUGAGAGCUCCCAAUGGAACAUGAAGAAGAACCAAGACACCAUCAACCAGCUCCAAGAGGAGACCAAGGCUCUCCGCAUGCAGCUAAAAGACAUGCUUCAGGGAGAUUCUAAAGUGGUCCAGGCAAUCAUUCAGGAAUGGAAGUCAGAGAAGCCGUACCUGAAGAACAGGACUUGUGAGCAGGCCCUGGAGCACCUGGAGCACCAGCUGAGGGAGAAGAUGAACCAGCUGAAUGCCUUACGGCACCAGGUGACGCUGCGGCGGAAGCAGCUGGAGGGGCUGAGGUUGCAGCACAGCCUGCGCCAGCUGGAGAUGGCGGAGGCCCAGGACAACAACACAGAGGCCGCCAAGACCAUGCGCAAUCUGGAGAACCGGCUGGAGAAGGCCCGGAUGAAGGCAGAGGAAGCGGAGCACAUUACCAACGUGUACCUGCAGCUCAAGUCUUACCUCCAGGAGGAAAGUCUCAACUUGGAGAACCGGCUGGACUCCAUGGAGGCCGAGGUAGUGAAGACCAAACAUGAGGUGGUGGAGCUGAAGGUGGUGAAUCAGGAGGCCCUGAACGCUCGGGACCUGGCCAAGAACCAGCUGCAGUAUCUGGAGGAGACUGCGAUCCGAGACCGCAAGAAGCGCGAACACUACAUAACCGACUGCAAGAAGCGGGUGGAAGAGAAGAAACUUCAGACUGAGCGCAUGGAGCGCAAGCAGACGCAGCGAGAGCACAUCCUGCUGCAGUCAGAAGAUACGAUCCAGGACUACCAGCGCCACAAGGAGGAGGAGCUGAAGCAGCGCUGGGGCAUGUACCAGAUGGAAGUGAUGUUUGGCAAGAUCAAGGAUGCCACUGGAGUGGCUGAAUCACAUGCGGUGGUACGAAGGUUCCUGGCACAGGACGAGACCUUUACGCAGCUGGAGAAUCUCAAGAGGGACAACGAGCAGACGUUGGUGAGGUUGAAGGAGGAGAAGGAGCGGCUCCAGAGCGAGCUGGAGAACCUCAAGUACUCAGGGGACGCCACACUGGUUAGCCAGCAGAAGCAUCGAGACCAGAUGCAGGAGACGCUCAAGACGGAAGAGCAGCGGCGUAACAACACCCAGGAGCAACUGGAUCGCACCUUGCGAACCCUCGAGUUGGCCAAGGACUGCUUGGAGCAUCUGACCAACAAACUGAACCACGUGACAAUGGAUGAUAGCCUUUUGGCAGGAAAGAAGUUAGACCCGGAUGCAGAGGACUACGUGUCCAAUCUGCUGGUCGUUUUCGAGGAAAAGAUGCUGAAACUGCAGGGGCAGCUAGAGACCCACGACGUGCCAGAGAUGCUGCGACACAUCACAGAACGGGAGUUCCUGAGCACGUUAGAAGGAAGACUGCCCCUCUACAACACCCGCAUCGUCCUGCCGGUCUCCACCCCCAAGGACAAGUUCUUUGACGAAGAGGAGAGUGAGGACGACGACCGUGAUGUGGUGACCCGCACUGCCUUCAAGCUCCGUUCCCAGAAGUUAAUCGAAGCCCGCAGCAAGAAGCGCAGUAGGUCGCGCAGGUCCUAGACUCGCAGUCACGUCCCAUCGGACGCCUCCAGGCCUCUAGGGAGCCCUCCGACCCUCCGGGCCCACUUACCGGUGUGGGGGAGCCCGUGAGGCGCCUUCAAGGGCUGAGGGAGGCUCGAGCAGGGAGCACCGCUGGCCAGCAGCGCCCGGAGGAGAGGAAAGGCCGAGCCAUAAGUUCCCACAGUAAAUCUCUCAAGUCGGGUUAGAGCCAGCCUCAGAAUCGCGCAAUAAAGGUCACUGACCAAC
This is a messenger RNA of Peromyscus eremicus (cactus mouse), 2378 nucleotides long. RefSeq names its product outer dynein arm docking complex subunit 3 (gene Odad3). Gene Ontology annotation, cellular component: cilium. The transcript is spliced from 14 exons. Gene Ontology annotation, biological process: cilium movement; outer dynein arm assembly. The record is from RefSeq and is a predicted model, not a curated record. Lineage: Eukaryota; Metazoa; Chordata; Mammalia; Rodentia; Cricetidae. Bases 345 to 2132 code for a protein of 595 amino acids.